AUGAGUGCUUUAUUUAACUGUGGAUUAUGCUGUAUGAUUUUGAGUUCUUGGGCCACUGUGCAGCUGGUCAUAAUGGGAGUACUGUUAAAAAUAGAAGCACUUUCACUUCUAGGGGACGUUGAAGCGGAAACUUACACGGACUAUGACGACUUUAUUAAACAAACGAAAAAUAAUUAUAGCAUGGUUGCUAUUAAUUGUUGGAUUGCCGCUGCAAUUUACCUCUUGAUGAUCGUCAUUUCCUAUCUAUGUAUUAUAAAAGCACGACGAAAUGAACGCAAUAAAGCUCGAAAAUUGGAGGACGACGAAUUGUUUUGUGAAGAUAAGUCCAAAGUGAUAUAA
Molecule: messenger RNA, 339 nt
Organism: Parnassius mnemosyne (clouded apollo)
Lineage: Eukaryota; Metazoa; Arthropoda; Insecta; Lepidoptera; Papilionidae
Source: the annotation of a GenBank genome assembly